GGCGAGUGGGGUGAGCUCUUAACCGAGAGGGCCUGAACGAACCAAGGUGAGAGGUAAAGCGCGGAGCCGUUUGGGAUCGCAACUCUUGCGAAGGGAGGACGUCGGGUUUUCCAGCACCUCACCUCCUGCUCUUCCAUGGGUUGUAAAAUGACAUGCUAAAAGAAAGCCUUGUACUAGUUUUCUUUUCUCGGUGUUUACACUGUCUUCAAAAAGGGACUGAUAAAUAAGAGUUCAGUUAAGUUCCUUAUGUCCUCCCCUGAAAUUGCUUCCCUAUCAUGGGGGCAAAUGAAAGUACAAGGCUCUACUAAAACCUAUAAGGACUGCAAAGUGUGGCCAGGGGGAAGUCGGGCGUGGGAUUGGAGAGAAACAGGAACCGAGCAUUCUCCUGGUGUGCAGCCUGCAGAUGUGGAGGAAGUUGUCAAGAAGGGUGUGCAGACUCUUGUGAUUGGCCGAGGGAUGAGUGAGGCCUUGAAGGUGCCUCCAUCCACUGUGGAGUACCUCGAGAAACAAGGCAUUGAUGUGCGGGUCCUCCAGACAGAGCAGGCAGUGAAGGAGUAUAAUGCCUUGGCUGCCCGAGGCAUCAGGGUGGGAGGGGUCUUCCAUUCCACGUGCUGAUGGAGCCUUACGGAGAAUAAAUCACUAAGCCACGAUG
Hyaena hyaena (striped hyena) is the source of this 652-nucleotide messenger RNA. RefSeq names its product adipogenesis associated Mth938 domain containing (gene AAMDC). Gene Ontology annotation, biological process: positive regulation of fat cell differentiation. Bases 247 to 615 code for a protein of 122 amino acids. Lineage: Eukaryota; Metazoa; Chordata; Mammalia; Carnivora; Hyaenidae. The record is from RefSeq and is a predicted model, not a curated record. Gene Ontology annotation, cellular component: cytoplasm. The transcript is spliced from 5 exons.